Molecule: messenger RNA, 960 nt
Organism: Aspergillus melleus
Lineage: Eukaryota; Fungi; Ascomycota; Eurotiomycetes; Eurotiales; Aspergillaceae
Product: F-box protein
Exons: 2
Coding region: 1-960 (319 amino acids)
Molecular function (GO): protein binding
Source: RefSeq, a predicted model, not a curated record
AUGAGCAAUCCUCCCUUCUAUAAGCUUCCUGUCGAGCUCAUAGACCUCAUAACAGAGUACCUCGCCUCCAAGGACUGCAAAUCCCUCCGCCAGACAUGCUGGAGACUCAACACCCUCGUCACCCCCCAUGCCUUCCGAAACAUCACCCUGGGCGUACCAAACUUCGACCAUCGAGAGAAGCAAAACAUGGAAGGAACCCCGGAGCUAAUAUACAAAUACGGCCAUCUUGUGAGAUCCCUUACUGUAGACGUAUACGGCUUCAUGAUCUCCGAUCACUGGCGCUGGAAGUAUGAAGAACACCCGUUCAUCAAACGUCUGCGUUCUCGAGGGGAGGACUACGACCAUGAGCUGAUGGUCGAUGAUUGUUGUCUCUUUCGGCAUGCGAGUCUGCUCACUCCUUUGGGAUUGCGGAUUCUUCCGAAUCUUCGUUCUUUGAAUCUAAGCCUCGUGUCUUUAAACACUCAACGAGACGGCCAUCCGUUCCUGAUAAUCCCCACCGUGGAACACAUCACCCUGAACGCCUUACGGCUCGAAAUAUCCAAUUUCGCCCAUCUGCCACGCUUCCAGCGAACGACGAACCUCAAAUCCUUCACGAUCAACUGCCCAUUCAUCAAGCUUGAUACUUUGAAAUCAAUGCUCUCUUUCCCAAAGGCUCUCACGCAUUUAGAACUUCAAUGCUGCUCGCAACUGCACCAAUCGGACCGCGCUUGGAGCGCGACCCAGCUACGCAGUGCUCUGGAGGUCCAGCGGGGGUCGCUGGAGGUUCUGGUUUUGCGAGAGACGAGGGUCGUGUUGGAGAUGCGGUUCAAGGGGAAUAGGUUUAUGACUCAUCGGGUGGAACCUAGGCAGCCGGGUUAUGUGUUCGAUUUGUCGGGGUUUCCUAGGUUGAGAGAGUAUAGCGGUUUCUAUCCAGAGACUUCGGGGAAGUUUAAGCAGGGUGGGGAGGGGACGAGGUCGUGA